Molecule: messenger RNA, 762 nt
Organism: Suillus discolor
Lineage: Eukaryota; Fungi; Basidiomycota; Agaricomycetes; Boletales; Suillaceae
Exons: 1
Coding region: 1-762 (253 amino acids)
Source: RefSeq, a predicted model, not a curated record
AUGGAAUCUUUGAGUACGCAGCUGCGCCGUCCACACACCCUGUCAUUGCCUUCUCACCAGGUCAACGAGACAGUGAUCGCAGAGUCUUCCGAUGUUUACUCCAUUUCAUUGACUGGGCGUCCUAUGCUGGAGGUGCCAUGUUCCCCGUUGCAAGGCAAUACUCCCAUUUCGACAUCCACUGCCAAUCUUGGCACAGCGGCUGCGGAGACAGAUGGUGAUUCCUCACUGGUGCAGCGCAGAACUCGACGUGUUGAUGUUUGGAUGCCACUACACUAUCGACAGCAUGACAAUGUACUCCCACAACCUCCCCCAAGCGUUCCAAGCCAAGUUGCCCCACUACAGGAAUUUAUCCCACCCUCAAAUCCCACUGACGUGCCUACCACGACUUCCAUGUCAUUGAAAUCUACUCCUUUCCGCAUGGCCAGGAAUGUUUUUGGACUCGUACGCCAAUUCUUCUCUUCAGCCCCCCCAUCUCAUGACCCCAAAGAGGCUGCAACACUUCAAGAUAUCAGCUAUAUCCCCACAGUUCCUCUAACAGACCUAGAUGGCCUUGCUGAGCCUCGCAACUCGUUUCAUCCAUACCCUAACCAAUCGUCUUUUAAGCUCGGACAUUGGUACUGGAACGGCAGUGUGCAGAAGUCGCAUCAGAGCUUCAAGGAGUUACUUGAUAUUGUUGGACGUCCAGACUUUGAUCCUGGCGAUGUCCAGCCACAUAUUACAGUGACCUAUCUCCGUAUAAUACGAGGGAACGGACAUGCAUAA